This is a messenger RNA of Anastrepha ludens (Mexican fruit fly), 2845 nucleotides long. RefSeq lists its product as uncharacterized. The record is from RefSeq and is a predicted model, not a curated record. The coding region runs from base 177 to 1007 and encodes 276 amino acids. NCBI's taxonomy places the organism in Eukaryota, Metazoa, Arthropoda, Insecta, Diptera, Tephritidae. The transcript has 3 exons.
UAUUUUCUAAUUCGACGCCAUUUUCUUUUCAUCGGUGGCGUAAUUUAGGCGAAAUUGUCUGAUUAUAAAAAUAAAAGAUAGUUUAUAAAAGGUAAAGUAGCAGCGGCAAUUUUUUAGUGAUCAAAAUAAUAAACAAGAUUCCUGUUUAUAAAAUUUUCCUUCGCCAUAUUACCGAAAUGGACGAUAUUAAGCAGUUGUUGCAGCACAAUGGUCUCCAGUAUGUGUUGUCGGAGUCGAGCUCCGCCAGUGAGAGCGAAGAAAGCACAAUUUCAGCUUUUAAAAUCGGCCAAAAGGUUGACCAGCAAGGUCGUAUGCCAACCAGACGGCCCAACCCGAAUGUGCACAACAGAAACGCUUUGUUAGCACGGGAAAAUCGUCGCAAGAAAAAGGCACAUUUAGAGGCAAUGGAGAAGGAGUUGGAGGAAGUGCGGGCGGCAAACAAGCAUCUUAAGAAGGCUUUGAAGCAGCAAAUGAAAGCAGUUGAACAACUCCAGCGGGAGAAAAGGUAUUUUCAGAGCGUUAUAACAAAUCACAAAGAAAUAGAGAAUCUUAUUAAAGCUCUGAAUGUUCGAAUGCAUAUGCAGCAGUCGUCGAAUGCGAAUUCACCGAUGUUGAGUUCACCUGGGUAUGGAGACAGUUCUCCAUCAUCAAACAUUUCGCAGCAUGUAGCCAACAUGGACAAGGGUUUACAAAAUGACGACUUCGUUCGAAAUCCUAUUUAUACAUCGGAUACUUCAAAUAAUGAUCUCGUUACUUCAUCUAUUUGUAAUGAUACAUGGUCCGAUCUCCUCGAUGAAGAUUUUCAAACGGCAGACCUGACACAAUUAACAACGGUUGCAAAUGAACACAGUUACGCAGAAUUAGGACAAAUGAUUUCGUCAAAUAGUACAGGAGAAGAUGCGGGCAUUUGUUUACAUAUAAGGCAAGGGGAAAUUUCUCUGGAAUUCUGCCCAAGUUGCAGUUGGAAUGCAAAUAACAAUUCCACUGCAGACAUUUUGCAGAAUUAAUUUUUGUUAUUAAAACUUUGUUUUUACUUUUAGCGAUACGUAGUGUUUAUAAUGAAUAUUUGAAUCUUUAAUUAAAUGUAAGAAGGAUUUGGAGUGCAUAAAAUAAUAAGCUCUUGACUGGCACAAGACUUAUCAGCUCCCAAGCUUAUGGAACUUGGUAAAAUUAUAAACGUUUUGUAUUGUAGUCACUAUUUUUUCAACGAGUUCUAGUCGGAAGAAUUAUAGCUGUAUAUUUUGUAGGAAACUGAAUUGAGAGCACCUAAACUUGAAAUAUAAACAUAUAAAAAGAACUUUUGAACAGAAUACUACUUAUUGAACCUUAGUUUUAUACCCUCGCACAUUUGUGAUCAGGGGUAAAUUAAUUUGCUUCAUAUUUGCUUGUAUGUAAAAGCCUAAAAUAGUCGAGAUAUAAUAGACUUGUACUUAGUCUUGCCAUAAAUUCUGUGACAAAUUUUACGAUGGAUAUGGAAGAAUGAAUUCGCAGAAAGAAGUGCCGUUAGUUUUGCUUUUCGUAUACAUUGUCUACUCAUAAAUUAUAUUCAGUUUCGUUACAAAUUUCGCUUGUUAAUAAUGGAGUGGGAAGCUAAGGAAAAUCGCAUUGCAGUGACUGCAUUACAUACAAGUGAGAUUUUUAGAUUUAGAAUUGCUGAAAAAACUUAAUGUUUCGAAAAUGUUUGUUUACCGCACAAUCAAUCGUUUUCCCAAACGUCUGAAGUGACAGACAGAAAAAGGAGUGGUCGUCCUCGCGUGGUUCGAACUAGUGCAGCCAUAAAACCGUUCGAUAAAGAAUUUGCAGAAAUCCCCUUAGAAAGCAGAGAAUCAUGUCCAGGGAAUUGAAUGUUUCGACCAGAUCAAUUGAUAAUAAUUUGACAACGCGCUUGAAGAAAAUUAGACUCGACAGAUGAAAGCAACAUCUUCGGUGGCACGCGGUCAACAGCCAUGAAAAUAUUUUCACAGAUGAGAAAAUUUUCACAGUUGAAGAGUUUUUAAUAAGUAAAAUGACAAAAUCUAUGCUAAAACUUAUAAAGACGCAAAAAAUAUUGUUUCAAGGGUUCAGUGUGACCACCAUUCAGCCUCGGUAAUGGUUUGUUGGGGAGAGUCUUGUAAAAGCGCUACAUCUUUUCAUUUCUGCAAACAGUGGCGGUGGCAAAAGUGUACCAGGAGGUUGUCUUAAAAGACGUGGUGAAGCAGUUGAGCAAUACUCUCUUCAAUGGAGAGCUUUGGAUCUUCCAACAAGAUUCAGCGCCAGUCCAUAAGCCAAAAACUACCCAGCAGUGGAUAAAAAAAAUUAUUCCUGGUUUCAUAGCCGCAGAAGAUUGGCCGUCUGAAUCCUUUGGACUACAGUUUGUAGUCAGAAUUGGAGAACAAUAUUUACAUGAUUAAAUAAAACUAACUUUAUUAAAAAAGUAUUAUAAUUUAUAUGUAUAACGGAGUUAGCUUGUAACAGAACUUAUGGCAGGACUAGGUAUAUACCACAAUACAUACUCAAAAUGAUGAAAUAAUUGUUUUUGCUGUUGUAGCAGCAUAAACAUUCCCCACACAUAUACUUGGAGUGUUGCUUGAAGUAACAGUUCUUGGUCGGAUAUAAAUCCGGGUCGUUCCGGUUACGUAGAAUCCACUUUCGUGGGAACGAGAAACGAAAAAUUUGGAUAAUGGGCGGUGCUAUAGGCAUUGAAAGGCCAUCAAUAAAUAAAUACAAUGGGUAAAUUCGAGUACAUAUAUUGAUAACGAUUUAAUAAAGCAUGCCCAAACUGAGUAUUCCCGAUUCCUUUCGUCACAUAUAUGUAGUUCCGACAUAAAUAUUAUUGAGAUGGGAUACUCGUAAGCAUGCCCAAACU